AUGCCUGAAGCCUACCACGCGCAUCCCGACUACGGGUUCGACCGCGACUUCAAGGGGUACGGCGAGAAGGGCCUGGCCUGUCCCUGGCCCAACGACGCCAAAAUCGCCGUCUCGUUCGUGAUCAACUAUGAAGAGGGCGGCGAGAGAUCCGUCCUCCUGGGCGACGGCGUCUCCGAGACCAACCUGCGCGAGAACCCCAUGGGCGGGCCCCGCGUCAACGAGCGCAACUACAACGUCGAGUCCGAGUACGAGUACGGCUCGCGCGCGGGCUUCUGGCGCCUCUUCCGGCUCUUCAACUCGCGCAAGAUGAAGUUCACGCUCUACGCCGUCGCGCAGGCCGUCGAGGAGCAGCCCGAGGUCGCGAAGCGCUGCGUCGAGGAGGGCCACGACGUCGCCUCGCACGCGUACCGCUGGGUCGACUACCACGACUUCCCGAUCGAGAAGGAGAAGGAGUACAUCCGCAAGGGCAUCACUUCGCUGAAGAGCCUGACCGGGUACGCGCCGAAGGGGUGGUACUACGGGCGGCCGUCGCCGCACUCGCGGACGUUGAUUGCGCAGGUGUAUGAGGAGAUGGGCGAGGAGCUGGUGUGGGCGAGUGAUACGUACGCGGACGAUGUGCCGUACUGGACGGACUUGCCCCUGGAGCGGGAGAAGGAGGAUCCGAAGGGGUGCUUGAUGGUGCCGUACAGCUAUGACUGCAACGACUUCAAGUUCCACAUUACCGGGUCGGGAUUCCGCGACCCGAAUGGUUUCUACACGCACUUGAAGAAUGCCUUUGAUGUGCUGUACGAGGAGGGUCAGGAGGGUCAGCCGAAGAUGAUGACGAUUGGGUUGCAUUGCCGCAUCAUUGGACGGCCUGGUCGAUUUGCGGCGUUGCGCGACUUUGUGGAUUACAUUGCCCAGAAGGAAGGUGUUUGGGUUGCGACGAGGACGGAGAUUGCAGAGGCUUUCAAGACGAAGUAUCCUUACAAGAAGGGACAAUUGGCAUAG
This is a messenger RNA of Colletotrichum chrysophilum, 990 nucleotides long. RefSeq lists its product as uncharacterized. Bases 1 to 990 code for a protein of 329 amino acids. NCBI's taxonomy places the organism in Eukaryota, Fungi, Ascomycota, Sordariomycetes, Glomerellales, Glomerellaceae. The transcript has 2 exons. Gene Ontology annotation, biological process: carbohydrate metabolic process. The record is from RefSeq and is a predicted model, not a curated record. Gene Ontology annotation, molecular function: hydrolase activity, acting on carbon-nitrogen (but not peptide) bonds.